Macadamia integrifolia is the source of this 1241-nucleotide messenger RNA. Its product is annotated as defective in cullin neddylation protein AAR3-like. Gene Ontology annotation, molecular function: cullin family protein binding; ubiquitin-like protein binding; ubiquitin conjugating enzyme binding. Bases 170 to 1102 code for a protein of 310 amino acids. The transcript is spliced from 9 exons. Gene Ontology annotation, cellular component: ubiquitin ligase complex. The record is from RefSeq and is a predicted model, not a curated record. Gene Ontology annotation, biological process: protein neddylation; positive regulation of ubiquitin-protein transferase activity. Lineage: Eukaryota; Viridiplantae; Streptophyta; Magnoliopsida; Proteales; Proteaceae.
CUCUCUCUCUCUCUCUCUCCUGAAAACAAAUUAAACUCAGUUCGCCAGAAUAAGGAAAGGAGAGGAGAUAUUUAUCUUAAUUUCUUCCUUAGGGUUCCACCUAUGAAAUCUGAGAAUUACAUUCAGUUUCGAAAUCAUAGGUCGCUGCAGCUGAGGUUUUCAUUGGAGGAUGGAUUCUUCUGACUUGAACCGGUUCGAUAUCUUUGAGAUUUACCAGAGAUACUGCGUAGAUAUUACAUCAGGAAAUAAACAUGCUAGCUCAAGGGAGGAACUAGCUCAGCUCUUGAAAUUGGUGGAGUCUGGGGUGCAGAGAAGUGGCAGGAAUCUGAUUUUUGUUGACCUCUCCAAGCUCAUGGCCCAGCUAAACUUCAUGGUAGAUUCCUGUGAAUUCACUCGUUUCUAUGAUUUUGUGUUUUUUGUUUGUCGUCAGAAUGGUCAGAAGAACAUCACUGUAUGCCGUGCCUUAGCUGCUUGGAGGUUAGUUUUGGAUGGAAGAUUUAGAUUACUAAAUCAAUGGUGUGAAUUUGUUGAGAAAAAUCAAAGGCAUAAUAUCUCUGAAGAUACUUGGCAACAAGUUCUGGCCUUCAGCCGAUGUGUACAUGAAGAUCUUGAAGGUUAUGAUCCUAAAGGUGCUUGGCCGGUCCUUAUCGACGACUUUGUUGAACAUAUGUACAGAAUCACUCGAUCAAAGAGUUACAGCUAUCUCAGCUGUGGUUGUAACUGUGAACCAGAAGCUGGACCAUGUGUAUCUGAUGAUUCUCUACCAGGACUUAAUGUCUUUUCCGGGUUGAAGAGGAAAUCAAUUAUAGAGUUCAGUCAGCAGGAAGAAGAUUUAUCAAAAUACCUCUACUCAAAAACUAAUAUUUCGAAACAUUCAUUGAAUUGUAAGAAAGGUAGGAAUUCCUUCAUCGAUAAACCUACAAACUGGGAGGGCAUUAUACGAGAAAAUGAUGCAGAUGACUGCAUGGAAAUUGUCAAUAGUAAUUGCCCAGUGGAAUUCUGUAGCAACUGUCAAUGUGCCGUUGAAGGUAGCUUAUCCAAGGGCUUUGCAGGACUCCUCACAACAGGGUUUGAUAAGAAAAGUAGUGUAUCCUCUACAUAGUUGCUUUGGCAUCAAUAUAGCAAUUUAAAAAAGGAAAAAAUCAGCUGAGCGAGUAUUGAUUUAAAGGUUUUGCUUCAUUGAUGAGUGUUGUAAAAUUUUGUCAAAUUCAAUUAGUCAGAUUAAAGUGUGAUUUGAUUCA